Molecule: messenger RNA, 1345 nt
Organism: Silurus meridionalis
Lineage: Eukaryota; Metazoa; Chordata; Actinopteri; Siluriformes; Siluridae
Product: protein PET100 homolog, mitochondrial
Exons: 4
Coding region: 156-452 (98 amino acids)
Biological process (GO): mitochondrial respiratory chain complex IV assembly
Cellular component (GO): mitochondrion; mitochondrial inner membrane
Source: RefSeq, a predicted model, not a curated record
AUAAGCGCAAACAAUUGUGUACAAAAAAAAGUAUGAAAUUUAUAUAAAUAAUAUAAAUAAUAAUGUUAUGCAUUUGAAAAUGUUUUUUGAAAUUGCUCAACAGUCGGCUAUUCGAGCUUUUACUUUAAAGGGGAAACAAAAUCCGGAAGUUGUGCAUGCAGUGUAUUUGGGGUGACCCUCAGUUUUAUUUUUUUGACGGCGCCGAAAAGAUGGGAGUAAAAAUCGAAAUAUUUCGGAUGAUGGUGUAUCUCUCCUUCCCGGUGACGAUGUUCUGGAUCUCUAACCAGGCGGAGUACUUUGAGGAGUACAUAGUGAAGAGAAAAAGAGAGAUUUUCCCACCAGAUGAGAAAAUGCAGAGGAAAGAGUUGGAGGAGUUUAAGGAGCGCAUGAGAGUCCGGAGGGAGCAGAAGAUGCUGAAACAGCUGGCCAUGGAGGAGAAAGACCAAUCAUGAUAGGAAAAAGAGAUGAUGUCACUGUUCUGAGAGAGAGAGAGAGAGAGAGAGAGAGAGAGAGAGAGAGACUGUGCUGAGGGGUAAACAUGCUGAUAUACAUGGUGUGUAUUUUGUGAGACACAAAGUAAACUCCAAAGAAAGACAGGAAAUGUACAGAGUAAAUAUGAAAUCUCUUCAUCUCUGCUGAAUCUGCAAAAUCUGAAUUUUGUAGAUCAGAACAUUCAGGUAUUCGGGUUAUUUAUUUCUAUUUUUUUAAAUAAAAAUCAUCUAUUUUUUUUUUUUUUUUUUUUCUGUGUUCAUUUGUAAUUAGCACUGAUAUUUUUCAGAAACGUUAACUAAAUGAAUUGGAAUAAAGUCUGAAAAUUCCAUCCUGAGUGUAGGUUCCUCUCAGCGCUCCUCCUCGUGUCCUACUUUAUUGAUCCAGUGUGUGUAGCUUCAGGAGGUUAUUGUUAUAUAAGGAGGAAAAUCUACAUCCAAGAAUUUAGCAAUUGUGUUGGUUUAUAAAUCAAAUUCUAUAUGAACACAAUGUGGGUGUGAUUCUGCAGAAUGACCUGAGAUCCAGUGCAACUUUCAGACUACAAAUAUCUGAUCUAAAUUUCAAUUCCAAUCACUGAGACUCAUAGACUGGGGGUCAUUUACAUUAAUCGGCUGACACUUCUAUUCAGAAUGACUGAUUUGUAUAACUAAGCAGUUAUAAGGGUCUCGCUCAGGGACCCUGAUUGAGGAUAGGUGGUGCUGAGAUUCGAACUCAUGAUCAUCUGAUACAAGUGCAGACACCGCAACCACUGAACAACCUCUUCUCUGAAAGAUCAAUGAAAUCGGUAGUGAGAUGAUUACUGUAUUGUUUUGUGAUGAGGUGUGGACCAUGAAUAAAAAAAAUUCUUGACUUUUGA